AUGGAUAUCAAUCAACCACCACGGCAAGCAGUAUCCCCAGACUCUGUAAUUUCUAAACCUCCUUCCCCUGUAGCUCGCUCCCCUGUAAAUUACCUCUCAAAUCAAACCUUCGCACAAAAGCUUCUUCAAAAUGAUAUGUUCCCAAACAUGGUUGAUGCGCCAACGUCAUCCUUGAUUGUAAAGUUAGUGGGUCGAAAAUUGGGCUACCCGGUUCUAAAGAGGGAGCUACAGGACUUGUGGAAGCUCUCCGAAGAAUUAAUUAUGAUCGAUUUGGGUUGUGAUUUCUACUUGAUUAAGUUUACCCAAAUGCAAAAUAUGCUACAUGUUCUACAUGAUGGUCCGUGGUUUAUAUUCAACAAUUUUCUCUCUGUUCAAAAGUGGGAACCCAAAUUUGUGGCAUCACAAGCUCGAAUUACCCACACAGCCAUCUGGAUUCGUUUGCAGGAGUUGCCUACGGAGUUUUAUGAUAUGGAUGUUCUUCAAAAAGUUGCUGCCGAAAUUGGGCUGCUCUUGAAGGUGGAUUUCUGCACGUCAACAACUUCCAGAAGUAGAUACGCUCGUCUGUGUGUUCAAGUACCUUUGGAACAAUCGUUACUUCACCACCUAUUUAUUGGAAAUCACAAACAAAUUAUUCGCUACGAAGUUGCUACUUUGCUGUGUACAAACUGCGGAUGA
Capsicum annuum is the source of this 675-nucleotide messenger RNA. RefSeq lists its product as uncharacterized. The record is from RefSeq and is a predicted model, not a curated record. Lineage: Eukaryota; Viridiplantae; Streptophyta; Magnoliopsida; Solanales; Solanaceae. The coding region runs from base 1 to 675 and encodes 224 amino acids. The transcript is spliced from 2 exons.